AUGUCUUCAGAUUUAGACAAAGAUCAGAGGUCCGAGCCCGAUAUCUUCCAGUAUUCGAAUCUGGAGGACAAGUUUAAACCAUUUGCUGCUGUUUUGAAAAACAUCCAGGUGGAUAAUCUCGCACGGUAUGUCUGGACGAUAUACAAGGCGAACCACCAGCACGAGGAUAAUGAGAAAGGAAACGAGAAAGGAAAAGCGACCGUAAUCCCGCUGUCCGUGAGCGCUCGUGCACUAGCUGGAUCUUCUCACAUCCUCAUUCCAGUGAAUUUUUGGAACGGUACCCGCUGGCUCUUAAAAGUCCCUCGCAAGGGCACUCAAGAUCAAUUCACCGCCGACGAUGCCAGGGAUCUACGAUCAGAGGUCCUAACAAUGCAGCUUCUCAGGCGCGAGACUACAAUUCCCGUCCCAGAAGUGUUUGCAUUUAGCACGAAUUUCAAUAAUAAGCUCGGUUUCCCUUUUAUUCUCAUGACUUAUCUCCCUGGCGCAGCUGUCUCGAAGAUUUGGUAUAAAGAACUGGAGUACCCCAGUCCCAUUCGAGAGACCAACGCCCAAACCCUCGAAGAUCUUGCUGCUGCAAUGAUUCAAUUAAACAAAUUUACCUUUGACAAAAUUGGAAGGAUAGAUUUCAACGAACACGAUGAACCCUCUGAGAUCAGACCAUUGCGGGAAUUGGACUUGAACGCUAUGCGUCGCCAGUCCGGAGACGACGAAACUCGCGAACCGAUAUACACCGAAAUUGGUCCUUUCGAAACGCCAAGUCAUAUUAUACCGCCUACCUAG
Molecule: messenger RNA, 780 nt
Organism: Talaromyces rugulosus
Lineage: Eukaryota; Fungi; Ascomycota; Eurotiomycetes; Eurotiales; Trichocomaceae
Exons: 1
Coding region: 1-780 (259 amino acids)
Cellular component (GO): mitochondrion
Source: RefSeq, a predicted model, not a curated record